Cokeromyces recurvatus is the source of this 708-nucleotide messenger RNA. RefSeq lists its product as uncharacterized. The record is from RefSeq and is a predicted model, not a curated record. NCBI's taxonomy places the organism in Eukaryota, Fungi, Mucoromycota, Mucoromycetes, Mucorales, Mucoraceae. The transcript has 3 exons. The coding region runs from base 62 to 586 and encodes 174 amino acids.
UUUUUUUUUGUUUUUUUUAUCAUUCAUUCAAGAAAACUAAUUAAACAUUACUUAAUAAGAAAUGGCAAAUCGUAGAGUAAAUAAUGUACGAACAGUCUCAUAUGGCUCUGGUGGAUUGAAUGAAAGAUUUAGUAAAAUUAUACAAACAGCCCUUUCAUCUCGUAUAGUUACUACCGCCUCUGACACUACUAAUAACCAAACAAGCGGUAGUGUCUUUAGUCGUCUUCGAGGUGCUAAAAAGGUAGUCAAUAAGCGUCCUGAAGCAUCAAAUAUUCAAAAUCGACUUGGAAAAAAAGUCGGUGGUAACAUUCAAAAAAAGAAAGUUAACAAAAGAGGCAACACUAACUCUAUGCAAGGUGUUGAAAGACAACGUAAUAUAAAACGCUCUUCAGGCAAGAAGCAAAAUGUAUCUAAGAGACAACAGACUAACAAGAAGGAUACUAAGAAACUUACAGCGGAAGAGCUUGAUAAGGCUCUUGAUUCAUACAUGAUGAAAGAUCCCAAAACUGCACAAGCAAAACUUGAUGCUGAAUUAACUGCAUAUAUGGAUGAAGCUCCAGACAUUCUUAUGGAUGAAACUUUAUAAUUUUAACAUGCGCCUUAUAUAAAUCUUUUAAUCUUGUCAGAUUGCAAUUCUACUUGUAUUCUUCGGGUUCAUUCCAACAAAAAAUUUGAAAAAAACAGCAUAUAAUCUGCUUUAUCAAUAAA